UUGUACAGAGGUUGUGCAGAAAGACCUGAAACAGUCGGAGAGUCAGAACAGACGAUUUCCUGCAGCAAACAGCUGUUGCUUUUAUCAGUGUGAUGAAGUGUGCAUGUCCUUGGCCUUUUUCCAGUGCUGAUUUCAGUUUGGCCCUUUGCACCUUGUAAAGUUUUUUGUCUUCAUAACCUUCAGCCAUCAUCAACAUGCUUUCGCUAUCAUUACGCCAGACUUUAUGGCCCCUCUUCUUCAGGGCUUCAGGAUGUGUCAGACCAGAGGGGCCGUUGAUGGUGGGGUCAUGCAGGCGAGGCCUCGGCAGUGCUGGAAAGUGGACGGGACAGGAGAGUUUGGCCCAAGAUGAUCCAGAAAUGUGGAGCCUCCUGCAGCAGGAGAAGGACAGACAGUGUCGAGGACUAGAGCUCAUUGCAUCCGAGAACUUCUGCAGCCAGGCAGCACUGGAAGCGUUAGGUUCUUGUCUGAACAAUAAAUACUCUGAAGGAUACCCCGGGCAAAGGUACUACGGAGGUGCAGAGAUCGUAGACAAAAUCGAGUUACUGUGUCAGAAACGAGCACUAUCUGCUUUUGGUCUGGACCCAAACCUUUGGGGCAUCAAUGUUCAGCCGUAUUCCGGAUCCCCUGCUAACUUUGCAGCCUAUACCUCUGUGCUGCAGCCCCAUGAUCGCAUCAUGGGUCUGGAUCUGCCCGACGGAGGACACCUCACUCAUGGGUACAUGACAGACACCAAGAGGAUCUCAGCCACCUCCAUCUACUUUGAGUCGAUGCCUUACAAGCUGGAUCCAAAAACAGGUCUGAUUGACUACGACCAGCUGGAGAAGACGGCUCGACUCUUCAGACCCAGACUCAUCAUAGCAGGGACCAGCGCCUACGCUCGACUCAUUGACUAUGCUCGUAUGAAAAAGUUGUGUGAGGAGCUGAAUGCUUACCUGCUGGCAGACAUGGCUCAUAUCAGCGGCCUGGUGGCAGCAGCAGCUGUUCCCUCUCCUUUCAAACAUGCCGACCUGGUCACCUCCACUACCCAUAAAUCCCUGCGUGGAGUCAGGGCCGGUCUGAUCUUUUACCGGAAAGGCGUACAGUCUGUGGAUAAGAAAGGUCAGGAGAUGACCUAUGACCUUGAGGACAGGGUAAACUUCGCCGUGUUCCCAUCACUUCAAGGAGGACCUCACAAUCACGCCAUUGCGGGAGUGGCUAUAGCCCUCAAACAGGCUUCCACUCCCAUGUUCAAGCAGUACAUCGCUCAGGUGCUGCUGAACGCAAAAGUCAUGGCCAACGCUCUGCUGAAAAAAGGCUACAACCUGGUAUCAGGUGGAACAGACACCCAUCUGGUCUUGGUUGACCUUCGACCUCGUGGGAUAGACGGGGCUCGAGCUGAGCGGAUGCUGGAGCUGGUCUCCAUCACCGCCAACAAAAACACCUGUCCUGGGGACAAGAGUGCCCUGAUUCCAGGAGGGCUCAGACUCGGAGCUCCUGCUUUAACCUCCCGACAGUUCAAGGAGGGCGACUUUGAGAAGGUUGUGGAGUUUAUUGAUGAAGGGAUUCAUAUCGCGCUGGAUGUGAAGAAGAAGACGGGAAAUCUGUCCAGCUUCAAGUCUUUCCUGCUUGAAGAUCCAGAGACAGUCUCACGCAUUGCAGAGCUCCGCCAGCGGGUGGAGCUGUUCGCCAGGCCCUUCCCCAUGCCAGGAUUCACUGACCACUGACAUCACAGAGUGACUCCACAGGCGGUUUGACCAGUGCAUCAUGGGACCACAGCUAAGGAGUGCAAAGAGUUCAUUAAUGACCUGGUUGGACUAGGAAACAGGUUAGAAAGCAUCUCAGCGAGUAUUCAUUCAUGUUCUGUCACACGUGUUCUGGAGCAACUCUUGGCAUCAUAACUGCCAGAUAAUAGCAAAAACAAAAAUGAUGAUGUGAAAGUAUUAAAAAAGCUGUCAGAUAAUCAAAUUAAAUCACUUAGAAAUGGAAAAUGUGUAGAUGUUAUCUGGCAGUUAUGACACCACACCUCUGUUUCAUAUUUACACUCUA
Messenger RNA from Thalassophryne amazonica, 2025 nucleotides. RefSeq names its product serine hydroxymethyltransferase, mitochondrial-like. Gene Ontology annotation, biological process: regulation of oxidative phosphorylation; tetrahydrofolate interconversion; folic acid metabolic process. Bases 195 to 1703 code for a protein of 502 amino acids. Gene Ontology annotation, cellular component: cytosol; cytoplasm; mitochondrial matrix. Lineage: Eukaryota; Metazoa; Chordata; Actinopteri; Batrachoidiformes; Batrachoididae. Gene Ontology annotation, molecular function: zinc ion binding; cobalt ion binding; serine binding. The transcript is spliced from 12 exons. The record is from RefSeq and is a predicted model, not a curated record.